AUGUCGCUGAACUCUGCCCUGCUGAAAGGACCCGACCUGCUAACCAACCUCAUUGGUGUGCUGAUACGUUUCCGACAACAUCCGAUAGCGUUGAGCGCGGAUAUUGUUAAAAUGUUCCACCAAGUAAGGGUGCGGCCAAAAGACGGGCCGGCACUUCGCUUUUUCUAUCGCGACCCGGGUAUACAGGAACCACCCUCCGUUUACCAAAUGAACGUGCAACCCUUCGGCGCAGUUUGCUCUCCGACAAUUUGUGCUCACGUUCUACGUCAAGCAGCCGAAGACGGCGGGAUUGAUGCGGCCGACGUUACCAACCAAAUAAUCGAUCAUUUUUACGUGGAUAAUUGGUUGACAUCAAUUCCAACUGCCAAAGAAGCUGUUCAGCACGCAAAAAGGGUGGCAGACGUUCUACUUCGAGGAGGAUUCGAACUCGCCCAAUGGGGUUCAUCAUGUUCAAAAGUUCUAUUGUCGUUGCCUGGCAAUCCAGUCUCAUCCAUCGAUUUAGCCCUACACGGAAUGCCCAUAGAGCGGACGCUGGGGCUCUCACUCGACUACGGCAGCGAUUCGUUUGUGGUGAGCGCAAAGCUACCAAAAGCGCGAGGUGUGGGACUUCAUCUGUUUGCUGACGCAUCCGAAUCAGCAUUUGGUGCCAUCGCCUAUCUCCGAUUUGACAAUCCCGACGGCGUUAAGGUGUCAUUUGUCAUGGCCAAGGCAAGAGUGGCACCCAUCAAAUACGUUUCGAUUCCCAGACUUGAGCUGUGUGCAGCAUUACUCGCCGCCCGUCUAGCAUCAUUGAUCAAGUCAGAACUCCGACUAAAAAUCGACCAAGCCACAUUCUGGUCGGACUCCACAACGGUUUUGAGAUGGAUUAACUCUCCACACUAUCGAUUUCAUGUUUACGUUGGAAACCGAAUAGGCGAAAUAUUGGAGUCGUCCGAAAGUAGUCAAUGGCGUUAUGUCCCUACAACUCAAAACCCAGCAGACGACGUCAGCCGUGGCGUCACAUCCACAGAAUUUUCCAACGAACAUCGUUUCUUUACCGGACCAUCUUUCCUCUAUCAAUCACCGCAAAACUGGCCGGCCUUCCCCGAUGUAAAACAGGGAAUUGACGAAAUAAAGGAUCCCGAAGUUCGCUGUACGAGAUGGGUUGGUGCGACACUACACGUAAUCGAUUCCAUUGACCGGCUUACCACGUACACCUCCCGCUAUCCGUUUUUAGUCGGCGUCGUCGGCUACGUCAAACGUUUCAUUAAUAACGCUCGGAAAGAAAAAACCCAUCGUGAUUUCGGCAAACUAUCGGAAACCGAGGUCAAGAAUGCGGAAGCGGAAUUAUUUAGGCGCGCCCAGAUGUCUGCCUUUCCUGAAGAUUACAGUAAUAUAAAGGAGGGAAAGCAGCUCGAUCCCGGUUCAAGCCUAAUCACGUUAAUGCCAUUCGUCGACCAUCAAGGAGUUUUACGGGUCGGAGGACGUAUUGAAAAUGCUCCAGCCCCGCCGGAAGCCCGCCAUCCGAUCAUACUCCCAGCCGACGAAAAAAUCACGGAAUUGCUGAUUUAUAGUCUUCACCUCGAGUUCGUACACUCCACUACAGAGAGAACCUUUCACGAAUUACGUAAACUCUACUGGGUUCAACGCGGACGAAAAACGGUGAGAAGAAUUAUAAACAAGUGUUUCAAAUGCAAGCAACACUACGCAAAGGCACUUUGUCCAAUGAUGGCCGCUCUUCCCGGUUACCGUCUGAAGCCUUUCUCCCCGCCUUUCUCCCCCGCCUUUUCACACACCGGAGUAGAUUUCUUUGGCCCGUACAACGUAACGAUAUUCAGACGGAAGGUAAAACGCUGGGCCUGUUUAUUUACUUGCAUGUCAUCAAGAGCCGUGCACCUGGAAAUGUCAUACUCUCUUGACACUUCCUCCUUCAUCAACUGCAUCAGUCGCUUUGAAGAUCGCCGUACAACUCCGAAACAUUAUCACAGCGAUAAUGGCACGAAUUUUGUUGGAGCUGUGCAUGAAUUUUCCGAGUGUCUCCGUCGGAUGGAACAGUUAGCCAUUCAAGAUGGGCGAAAACGAAGAACGGUGACUUGGAGUUUCAACCCACCUUCCGCGCCACAUUUUGGUGGAACCUGGGAACGUCUAGUUCAAUCGUCAAAACGUGCCUUAAGAUUCGUACUCAACGAGCAAACUCUGACUGACGAUACUUUGGUCACCACGCUAAUUCAAGUGGAGAAACUUCUCAACGGCCGCCCAUUAACGUAUGUAAGUGUAAACCCGGCGGAUCCUGAACCCAUUACGCCAAAUCAUCUUCUCCUUGGACACGAAAAUCCGUACAUACCUUUUGAUCUGUUCGACGAAAACGAUAUGACGACCAAAAGGAAGUACCGCAUUGCUCAGUACCUAACUGAUUGUUUCUGGAGACGUUGGAUGAGAGAGUAUCUUCCCAGCCUUACGGAACGACGAAAAUGGCUAUAUGGACAAAAGAAUCUCAACGUUGGCGACAUCGUGAUCGUUAUCGAGCCAGAUACACCCCGUGGAGAAUGGCCAAUCGCUCGUGUCGUCAAGGUGUUUUCCGGCCCUGAUGGCGUAGUCCGUUCCGCAAUCGUUCACCUUCGUUCGGCUACCAAAACCUCCGAACUUCACCGCCCGGCUGUGAAACUCUGCUUGUUAGAGUCUUGGGAUACGGAUGGUGCGUCCGCUUACGAACGCAGAGCCGGCUAUGUUCCGAAUCCUACAACUCCGAAAUAG
Daphnia magna is the source of this 2733-nucleotide messenger RNA. RefSeq lists its product as uncharacterized. Bases 1 to 2733 code for a protein of 910 amino acids. Gene Ontology annotation, biological process: DNA integration. The record is from RefSeq and is a predicted model, not a curated record. The transcript is spliced from 2 exons. Gene Ontology annotation, molecular function: nucleic acid binding. Lineage: Eukaryota; Metazoa; Arthropoda; Branchiopoda; Diplostraca; Daphniidae.